AUGACCUUCCUCAUGUGCCCUUUGUGCACAAUUAUUGCCCCUCCCCCCACUUCACGGAGGCAAAAGUCUGCAGUGACUUCUCAGCCUUAUCAGAACCUGGACUCCCCUCUCACGUUAAAGACUGGUCCCGAGAAAUCAGAGAAAUUCCACUUCGUCAGAAUUAUGAAGGAAAAAACAGAAUCCACCGAGCAUUUGUUGGGUGAUGAUGGCGAGGAAGUGACGCCUAAAUACUCUCCUCGCACAGGCUCAAUGGGAUCGAGAGUGGCGACUUUCUCAUCCAUUUUGUCACUUAUCCUCUUAUCAUAUAUCAGUAUCACCCUGACGAUUGAUAUUGCAAAGAGACAGAGCUCUACAGACAAUGACUUGCCAUAUUGUAAACUCACAUCUUCAUCAACCCGACCCAGUGAAGAAAUCACAGUAUUAACCUUCUCAACAGCCCCUGCAAACUCCGUCAUCAGAUAUGAGAGAAGGAGUGUUUGGGGUGGACACACAAAAUACUCUGGUCCUCCAUCCGCGGAAGUUGACGAUGCUUGGGAAGAAUUACUUGAGGGUAAGUACCUCUCCUUAUCCAUCGUCCACAAGACUAGAAACUAUCGGAAUCUAACAACACUUAAAAACUUUGUAGGACUGAACGUUCGCGGAACCAAAGAAGAGCUCACGCUCGCAGGCGCGAACCAAACAAAUAUCGUUCAACUCGCCGAUAAAACCGGAUAUCCCGUCGUCCCACUCGUGUAUCAUCAUAUCCACUGCCUCGACAGUCUUCGAAAAUUACAUUACAUCGAGUACUUUAGGAAUUUGGGGUACGAUACAACAGUGACAGAGGAACACUUUGGUACGUAGCACUUUCUUAGACCCUAAGCUGAAUUUAGUGGUUAUGGCUGGAGAAAGGUGUUGAAGUGAAGCUAACAUAUUGUAGAACAUUGCUUAGAGACUCUGAGGAAGCAAGUAAUGUGUCACGCAGACCUGGCACUUUUGAAUGCUGAAUGGGUGAAGCCAUCUGAUGAGGAGAACCAUAUUGAGUUAAGGACUAAUACGGAGUCUAAGUGUGUGAAUUGGGAUUCCAUUCAGUCAUGGGCUAUGGAGAGACAUCUUGUACAAGGAGGAUAUAAAGUUAUUGCUGGUCCUUUUGACAAGAAGAAACAUAAAGGUAAUGACAGAUAA
Molecule: messenger RNA, 1161 nt
Organism: Hymenoscyphus albidus
Lineage: Eukaryota; Fungi; Ascomycota; Leotiomycetes; Helotiales; Helotiaceae
Source: the annotation of a GenBank genome assembly